Molecule: messenger RNA, 2001 nt
Organism: Cyprinus carpio (common carp)
Lineage: Eukaryota; Metazoa; Chordata; Actinopteri; Cypriniformes; Cyprinidae
Product: deoxynucleotidyltransferase terminal-interacting protein 1
Exons: 13
Cellular component (GO): nucleus
Molecular function (GO): DNA binding; nucleosome binding
Source: RefSeq, a predicted model, not a curated record
AAACCGCAAGAGCAGGUUACGAUUUUGUUGACGUCACUGCGUUACUGAGCUUGAGGAAGCGUCUGACAAAGCAUCGAGAUUUGAGAAACAGUGCUUUUUCUGAUCAUUUCAUUGUUUCUAAGCACGUGCCGUUAAGCCUGUUGUUCUCAAUCUGCAGUCAAGUUUAAAGGGUCAGAAUUAGCUCGCCAGCUAUCUGACUGCAUUGAGUUGCUGUCAGCUCGCAGCGGUGAAGUGCACACUUAUCGAUCAACAUCAAGAAACCCCCGGAGCCUUUCUAUCGAUCUUCAUCGAUCCGCUGAGGAUUCAUUGGUGGAGAGUGAUGGGGGCCCAGAGGAGUGAGGGACGCAGGGACUGGCUCCAGCAGGACUUCACCGAGCAGCAGGUCCAGACAGUGAAUCCCUGGAACAUCAUGAUCAAACACAGACAGGUUCAUCGCAGAGGACGGCGCUCACAGAUGACGGUCAGUUACACAGAUCCUGUCAUUUCCAUGGAUCUUCUGCGAACUGUUCUGCAGCCCAGCUUUAACGAAGACAUCCGUGCUGUGUUCAGAAAAUAUAUGAAGUUUUUUGAGAAGGCUGCCAGCAAUGUGAAAGAAAAUGUUGGAGGAGACGUCCAGCCCGACCAGCUUAUCAGAGACACCUGCAGAAACUGCCUGGAACAUGCAAAGCAGCUCUUUCCUGAUGCUGAGAAAAUGGCCCCGAAAGCUAGUGUUGACCCCACAGUGAAGCGUGCACGGCAGCCGGACGACUCCUCUGGCCAGAGAGCCAGCCCCAUCCCUAAAAAGGUAAAAUAAAAAACAUAUUUGGAAAUAUUGACAUACGACAGAACAUCCCAGUACAGCACUGCAGCAAAACCCAAAGUAUCCGAGCCAAUAAGGCGAGAAGGACCUAAGUGGGACCCAUCCAGACUGACUGAGAACAGCACAUUCGUUCUGGGAUCCAGGGCCAAUAAGGCUUUGGGAAUGGGUGGUACAAGAGGAAGAAUCUACAUCAAACAUGCAGAGCUCUUCAAGUAUGCCGCUGAUGCUCAGGACAAACACUGGCUUUCAGAAAGACAGCACAUGAGAGCCACCGGUGGGAAGAUGGCCUAUCUGCUUAUAGAAGAGGACAUUCUUGAUCUUGCCCGAAGUGAAGACUACAAGGACUGCCCUGAGUUGAAGCUGGAUGAACUGAAACCGUUUCUAGUGCCCUUGUGGAUGGUGGAGAAGAUGCAGAAGGCAAUGGAAGCGCAGAAAACAGAAAAUGAACUCGUCAUGUAAUACCAACCAUUGGACCACGGACACUCUUGAGUGUUACCAGUUUAACAUAACUGUAACUUGUUGUUGUUUGUUUUGUUUGUGCGAUGUUCACAGUAGACCCAGGCAUUAUGAUCAAGUUGCCCAGAAAUUGUUCUGUUGGAGGAUUACUUGCCAAAUCAAAAUUCCACAUUUCAUUUUAAUGUGCAAUGGUCUAAACUGGUCUAGAUCGAAUUUAUUUUUUCAUGACUUUGUAUUUAAAAGACUUCAAUAUCUCAUAAGGCACACAUAGAGCCUUAAUUUUUUUUUUUUUUAAGUACUGUGGUUAAGACAUUUUGUAUGUUUGUUUUUGUGUGUUUCCCAUGAUCCUUUGUCCUAUUUUUUUAACUAAUAAUUUUGUUUGUCAUAUAUGCUUUAAAAUGGAAUUUAUUUGGUUAUUUUCAUUUCUGUCCUUUUAAAUAUAUUGCUUUGUUCUAAAGAACAAAAACCUAAGAAGCUACUUCCUCUCACAGAACUAUACAAUGAGCUUAAUGUUUUUACCUUAUAGUAUAUUUUGUAACUUUAAUGUUUGUUUGUUUUUUUUAAAUGAAAUGAACAUUUUUUUAAUUGACUGAUUUUAUAGCUUAUUAAUAACGGUAGGGUAAGUGUUUAAAUUAUUUUCUAAAUGAAUUUCAUACCUGUUACACUCUGUCUGUUACAUCUGAAAAUGUAGAACAGUUUAUUAAUGUAUGCGAGUAUAUUUACCAAUAAACAGUUUUUAUGCUAAA